ACGCCCAUGCGUGAAGGGGUGCGGCUGCGCAGCCGAGUGGGUUGCCUGGAGCCCCUCCCCUCCGCUCUGUACCCCGCCGGGCGGGGACCGCGGACAAGCUCAAGGCUGGGAGCAGUUCCAGGAGGACCCUGGUCUGAACCUCCGGUUGCCAGGUAGGUGGAUGUGAGAGGCCCGAUCCUCCUGGUUCUCUGGAGGCCAUCCUGUCGCCGCUGGCACCAUGCUGUCCCCUCAGAGGGCUUUACUCUGCAACCUCAACCACAUCCACCUCCAGCACGUCUCUCUGGGCCUGCACUUGUCCCGCCGUCCCGAGCUACGGGAGGGGCCCUUGAGCACACCCCCUCCUCCAGGAGACACUGGGGGCAAGGACAGCAGGGGCCCUUGCAGCGGGACUGUGGUGGACGCCAAUUCCAACAGCUCAGCCGUGCCCUGCCGAUGCUGCCGAGAGCAUGGGCCAGGCCUAGAAAACCGGCAGGACCCAUCACAGGAGGAAGAGGGGGCUGCCUCUCCUUCGGACCCGGGCUGCUCCUCCUCUCUCAGCUCUUGUUCAGAUCUCAGCCCAGAUGAUUCCCCCAUCUCAGUCUACUCUCGGGACCUCCCUGGCGAUGAGGAUGCACACCCUCAGCCAAGCAUUAUCCCCCUGGAGCAGGGCUCCCCAAUGGCUUCAGCAGGCCCUGGUACCUGCUCCCCGGACAGCUUCUGCUGCUCUCCUGAUUCUUGCUCCGGAGCUUCUUCCCCACCGGGUCCUGGCCUGGAUUCGAACUGCAACAGUCUGACCACCUGCCAGGGCCUCCCUUCCCUAGGUCUGGAGGAAGAGGACGAGAGUGGGGAGCAAGAUCUUCCUACCUCCGAGCUUUCAGAGGCAGAUGAUGGGAAAAUCGACGCUGGGAAAACAGAGCCCAGUUGGAAAAUUAAUCCCAUUUGGAAAAUUGACACAGAGAAAACUGAAGCUGGAUGGAAAAUCACUGAGAACAAUAACUCUGGUUGGAAAAUCAACGGAAAUACAAACUCUAGCUGGAAAACUGAACCUGGAAAAUUCGACUCUGGUUGGAAAACCAACACAGGAAUAACUGAUUCUGGGUCGAAAACGGAUGCAGGGAAAACUGAUGGAGGAUGGAGAAAUGACGUCAGCGAAGAGCCGGUACCCCACCGGACAAUCACGUCCUUCCAUGAGCUGGCCCAGAAGCGCAAGCGGGGCCCAGGGCUGCCCCUCGUGCCACAGGCCAAGAAAGAUCGCAGCGACUGGCUCAUAGUCUUCUCGCCCGACACUGAGCUGCCCCCCAUCGGGUCGCUGGGCGGCUCCUCCGCACCUCCCCGGGAAGUCACCACCUUCAAGGAACUCCGGUCCCGAAGCCGGGCCCCGCCUCCGCCCGUCCCACCUCGGGAUCCCCCAGCUGGCUGGGCCUUGGUCCCGCCGCGGCCCCCACCCCCACCUGUCCCUCCCCGGAGGAAGAAGAACCGACCUGGGCUGCAGCCCAUAGCGGAGGGGCAGCCAGAGGAGGGCAGGGCGCUCAGCCCCGUGGCUGGCGAGGAAGCCCCAGCCGCUAAGGAGCCGGAGAAGCCUGGCGCGCAGGCGAGCCUAGAGGUCCGUAGUUCCUGGUCAUUCGCCGGUGUCCCCGGGGCCCAGCGGCUGUGGAUGGCAGAAGCCCAGAGUGGGACUGGCCAGCUGCAGGAGCAGAAAAAAGGUCUCCUGAUAGCCGUCAGCUCCUCAGUGGAUAAAAUCAUCUCGCACUUCGGGGCCGCCCGGAACUUGGUUCAGAAGGCCCAGUUGGGGGAUAGCCGGCUGAGCCCGGACGUGGGGCACCUGGUGCUGACCACCCUCUGCCCCGCCCUCCACGCCCUGGUGGCGGACGGGCUGAAGCCUUUCCGGAAGGACCUUAUCACUGGGCAGCGCAGGAGCAGCCCCUGGAGCGUGGUGGAGGCCUCAGUGAAGCCAGGCUCCAGCACCCGUUCCCUGGGAACCCUGUACAGCCAGGUCAGCCGUCUGGCCCCGCUGAGCAGCAGCCGAAGCCGCUUCCAUGCCUUCAUCCUGGGCCUCCUCAACACUAAGCAGUUGGAGCUGUGGUUUUCCAGUCUUCAGGAAGAUGCAGGCCUGCUGUCCCUCCUGUACCUGCCCACAGGAUUCUUUUCCAUGGCGCAGGGUGGCUGCCCCUCCCUGUCCACAGAGCUGUUGCUCCUGCUGCAGCCAUUGUCGGUGCUCACCUUCCACCUGGACCUGCUCUUUGAGCACCACCAUCAUCUGCCCUUGGGCCCGCCUCAGGCCCCUGCCCCUGCAGGCCCAACUCCAGCCCUGCAGCAGACUGUGCAAGCCAUGCUGCAUUGGGGGGGUCGGUUGGCCCAGAGCCUUCGGGGAGCUUCUGGGGAGGUGGCUCCUGACCCUUCAGCCUCCCCAAGUCCUCCCACACCAGGCAGCUGGUGGGAGCAGCUGACCCAGGCCUCCCGGGUCUAUGCCUCUGGAGGCACCGAGGGCUUCCCUCUUCCCCGGUGGGGACCCAGGCAUCACGGGACUGCAACUGAGGGUGCACAGGAGAGACUCCUGCCCACAGAAGAAGCAACACCAGGCAGAGGUGUGUGGCUGGGGAGACUGUUUGGAGUGCCUGGAGGCCCCACAGAAACUGAGGGUGGAGCUGUAAAAUCCAGGAGACCAUCCAGCUGGCUGCCCCCGACAGUGAAUGUGUUGGCUCUGGUAAAGUGGGGAGCACCUCCUGAGACUCCUCCUGAGGAGCUUGAGGCCUCAGCACCCAGCAUGGUGCAGACCCACAGGGCGGUUCGGGCUCUCUGUGACCACACUGCUGCAGGACCUGACCAGUUGAGCUUCCGGCGUGGGGAUGUGCUGCGUGUCAUUGCCACAGUGGAUGAGGACUGGCUCCGCUGUGGGCGGGAUGGCGUGGAGGGGCUGGUUCCUGUGGGGUAUACCUCCCUUGUUCUCUAGCCCUGGAACCCUUUCGUUUCCUGCGGGUCUCCCCUCCUGUCACCUGGGAAUGAAAUGGCCUGUGAACACUAAUCCUUGUAAACUGACCAUCCCAGAAGCAUUUUACCUAUCUGCAAAAUGACAUAUCUUCCCAUAUCCAUUUCUGCUAAUAUUUAAAAUAAACUUUCCUUCUUCCCUCCCAUGCCCAUCUGUAGGGUGAAAUCUGCUCUUCUUCCAAAUAUAUAAAAAGGAAUUCCCCUCCAUGUCCCUUUCUUCUUUCCCAUCCAUAUAAGGGAACAUCUCCCUUCCUAUCUGCAAAUGGAAAUCUAGCCCUCUACUUUCUUCAUCCAUCAGUGGACUGUGCCAGUACAGUAUAUGCCUUGACCCCCAAGCCUAGAAGGACUUCUAGUUUCCUUCCUGUUUGUGGAAUCUUCCCCAUUCCAAUCGCACGUUGCCUGUAUUUAUGAUGUACUCAUGCUGUACUAGGUGCUGAAGACCGAACACCCCUGGUGGGUGGGCCUGUGGUGUUGGUCUGCCUCCUUCCUUCUUUGUCCCAAUAAAGAAUAGGAGUUGAA
Galeopterus variegatus (Sunda flying lemur) is the source of this 3483-nucleotide messenger RNA. It is a transcript of the gene RUSC1, whose product is annotated as RUN and SH3 domain containing 1. Gene Ontology annotation, molecular function: protein binding. Gene Ontology annotation, cellular component: cytoplasmic vesicle. The transcript has 10 exons. NCBI's taxonomy places the organism in Eukaryota, Metazoa, Chordata, Mammalia, Dermoptera, Cynocephalidae. The record is from RefSeq and is a predicted model, not a curated record. The coding region runs from base 218 to 2929 and encodes 903 amino acids.